Molecule: messenger RNA, 1486 nt
Organism: Nymphaea colorata (pocket water lily)
Lineage: Eukaryota; Viridiplantae; Streptophyta; Magnoliopsida; Nymphaeales; Nymphaeaceae
Product: GDSL esterase/lipase At1g29660-like
Exons: 4
Coding region: 173-1321 (382 amino acids)
Molecular function (GO): hydrolase activity, acting on ester bonds
Source: RefSeq, a predicted model, not a curated record
CCUCAUUCUCACCAGCAUUAAACAAAUCCCAAAGGGAAAGGAGAUAAUGAAAAUUAAUCCAGCCUUUCAAUAAGCUCUUAUAUAUGCUGGAAGUUUUAGCGUAUGCUCUCAUGCUCUUCAAGUGGAUGACUGUGUAACGUCAAAGGAUCGCAUUCUUCCGGUACAGCACAAGAUGGCAUCCUCUGCUUCGGCCAUUGUCAUCCUCCUCUUCCUUCUUUCUUGCUCUUCCUACUGUUUCCUGUCACGCGCAGAAAGCCAAGCCCCAGCACUGUUCAUUUUUGGGGACUCUAUAGUUGACUGCGGCAACAAUGACUAUCUGCCCAAUUCUACUGCUGUCGCCGAUUACCUGCCGUAUAACAUGGACUUCUUUGCCGUCACCGGCAGGUUCUCUAAUGCCCGGAACUUGGCCGAUUGCGUUGCCGAGAGUCUGGGUUUUGAGCAUCUGAUUGCAUGCUCAAGGGAUCCCAACAGUACCGGGGAAAGAAUACUCGAUGGAGUUAAUUUCGGCUCCGCUGGGACGGGAAUCCUCGACAACAGCACCGCUGGGGAGAUAGUGACGCCAUUGCAUUAUCAAGUUCUGUUCUUCCAGAACAAGACUCUGCCGGACUUGGAGUCCCAACUUGGAGGCAACCUCUCUUCUUUCUUGGCCCAAAGCUUGUUCUUGUUCAACACCGGCGGCAAUGACUUCGUGGACCAGUGUUUCGAAACCGGGGAGUCGUGCGACAUACCAGAGUUUACGGAUCUACUAAUUUCCCAAUUAACUAAAAUAUUUGAGAAGAUGUACAGUUUGGGAGCUCGAAAAUUUAUUGUAUUUUCUACAGAAUCAAGUGGAUGCACCCCCGUUGCGCGCGAUAUGACCAACGGAAGUUGCAGUGAAACGUUUGAUUCUGCUUCAAGAACGUACAAUGGUCGACUGAAUGCUUCCAUUGACACAUUUACAGAAACGUUCCCCGGCUCUCAAUUCGUGUUUGUGUCUCUCUAUAACGUCAUCAACGAAUUGAUAGAUAAUCCAACUACUUACGGCUACGACAACGUCGAGGACGCUUGCUGCGAGAUGAUCACCGACGGGAGCUCGUGCGUGAAGAACGGGCCGACAUGUGUAGAUCGGAGUAAGUUCCUGUUCUGGGAUGGAGGCCACCCCACCGAUAAGACCAACUCCAUAUUGGCGAGCAAGAUCUACGACUCCAAGAACACAUCUAUAUCCUACCCUUUCAGUAUCAAAGAAUUGGCCGCCAUCAACUCCACUGCAGCCGCUGCUGAUUCCAGUUUGUUCAUAAGGCCAUGGAGCAAGUCCACCGGUAGUGGGAAGGGCGACCAGUAGACUCUAUUGUAUUUGGCACAUCAAUCCAAUUGUAAUAAGCUUCCGCAUGAUCGAUCGGGAUGAUCAUCAUCAUGAUGGACAUGAGGCCAAGGGUCUCAACUUCUACACAGGAUUGACACACCUCAUUUUUAUAUCUCCAUGGAUUACACCAUAUUUCGUUCUGCA